Molecule: messenger RNA, 892 nt
Organism: Durusdinium trenchii
Lineage: Eukaryota; Dinophyceae; Suessiales; Symbiodiniaceae
Source: the annotation of a GenBank genome assembly
GCAGUACUCUAUGCACCGUGUGAUUCAACACGAUACAAUUGCUUCUGGUAUCCUCAACAAUGACUACACUGGGGGAACAUCUCAGUAUGCAGUAUGGAAGGAUGACCUUUGCAACACUCCCGCUUUGCUAGAGCUCCUCAGCAAACGGUUGGCCAGUGACUACGUCAAUCUCAACGCCAAAAUGAGGAAGGCCGAGCUGCUUCAGCGUGUUUGUGCAGCCUACCACGCCUGCCUGGCUGAGUUCCGGAGGAAGGUUCCAACAGACUUCUACACCAAAGAGGGAAACCUCGAUGUGAAGUACCUCAGCGACAGGUACCAGAAAGGGCUUGAUGCCGUGGAUGCCAUGCUCCAUGAAUCGCAGCGUUUCAUACAUGUGGAUGAUUUGACUGAAGCUGCCAACGACAUGGUUUCCCACAUGGCGAAGACUGGACACCAAUCGGCCAAAGUCAAUGAGCUUGUCCAAGUUGACCCUGAUGCUCCUAUGGCGCCCAACCACAGGGUGCAGCAGCGUGGUGUGCAAGCAGCAGUUGCCAUGUUGCAGCAAACACUGCAGGGCAUCACUGUUCCAACUGGCGCAAAGGUCAAUGUCUUCGACUUGACACCCAAUCGCUUCGCAGAGUGGAGCCGUGCUGUUUGGGACCGCCAGUUGAGCCAACUCAAGGCUCCCGACAGUGCUGCUGUGUCCUUCACAUACACAGGCUACUUCACCGACAUGGAUGAGGUGGAGCAACAGCGCAAAACCAUGCAUGGUCGCUGCAUGUCGGAUUGGUGGGACAGUUCUUCAGAAGCUGGGCCGAAAACCCGACCCGCCUCAGAGUUUGGAGAAGCUCCGCCAGGCUUGAGUUCGUGGAGUACUGCGGACGGAUGCCUCCAGCCACGCGUUGUUGAUUAA